AUAUUUUAUUUUUUGGUGGUAGACAUUUAGGGGGUACCAAAUGGAGUUUUGUUUUAGGUGGGAGGGACAUCGCUUAUGUAAUUGCCCUCGGUGAGAUCUGGUUUUUUUGUAAAAGUUUGGGACUCUUAUUUUAAAAAAUUUAGAGUAAAAAUGUUGGUAGGAAUUGAUGCUUUGACUGGUGCAAAUUCUGGUGUUCUUAAAGGCAUUAGAUUUGCCAAUUCAACUUUCGUUAAUUUUCGACCUCAAAAUGAAAAAGAUGAUUCUGUAAAGGGAAGGGCAAUUACAACAAUGAGUUUUGCAGACAAAGAAAAGAGCGAAGUACUUAUUGGAAGAAAAAAUGGUCAAAUUGAUUUAUUUAAUACUUUAAGUGAAUCAAUUAAUCAACUAUUUAAUGUAAAUGAUAAUGAAGAAGAAAGUAAUUCAAUUGAUUCUAUCUGCGGAGUUGAAUGUUUAAUUAAAAGUAACAAAAUUUUAACUGCUACAAAUUCUGGUGAUCUCUCAAUUUGGGAUACUUCAGGAAAAUGUUUAAAUAAAUGGAAUGCUGGUGAUAAUUUAAUUACAAUGAGGUUGGCACGGGGGGAUUCACCAACAGUUUUUGCUACUGGAGGAAAAGAAAAUGAAUUAAAAGUUUGGAAUUUUGAAGAUCAAAAAUGUGUUUUUACUGCUAAAAAUGUCAGGCCAGACAAUCUAGAAUUAAGAGUUCCUAUUUGGAUUAAAAAUUGCAGAUUUAUGGACGAAAGUGGUAAUUGUUUGGCUACAAGUACAGGGCAUGCUCAGAUUCGUCUCUAUGAUAUUCGUGCUCAACGUCGCCCAGUACUUCAGGAAACUUGGUUAGAAGAGCCAAUAAAUGCUUUAUCUACAUGUUGUCGAGAAAAUCAUCUUUUAGCUGGAAAUAGCCGUGGAGAAUUGGGACUUUUUGAUUUUCGUUCAUCUUCUAAAAGUCGAUUAGUAUCAAAAUACAAAGGAUUUUCUGGUUCUAUAAAAUCAACUGACGCUUCUGAUAAUCAUCCACAAUUCAUUUCUUGCGGUGUUGAUAGAUUUGUGAUUUUACAUAAUUUGGAUACAAAACAAAUAUUCAAAAAAAUAUAUGCAAAAGUACAAUUAAACUGUUGUCUUUUAAAAGAAGACAGCAAUUUAAUUAUUACAACACCUAGCAAUAAGCAAUCAAAAAAGAGGAAAAUAGAUGAUGAUUCUCGAUAAUUUUUUGUUUUAUUUUUUUGUUUCUUGUUAUAAUAAAUUUUUUUUUCUAUUUCAAAGCAUUCACUGAUUGUGAGGAU
Molecule: messenger RNA, 1277 nt
Organism: Meloidogyne enterolobii
Lineage: Eukaryota; Metazoa; Nematoda; Chromadorea; Rhabditida; Meloidogynidae
Source: the annotation of a GenBank genome assembly